Molecule: messenger RNA, 1748 nt
Organism: Etheostoma cragini (Arkansas darter)
Lineage: Eukaryota; Metazoa; Chordata; Actinopteri; Perciformes; Percidae
Gene: rd3
Product: retinal degeneration 3, GUCY2D regulator
Exons: 3
Coding region: 422-1066 (214 amino acids)
Source: RefSeq, a predicted model, not a curated record
UUUCAGCUGAUGGAGAUUAUUGUGGACAAAUAGGCUUAGGAACAUCACUAUGGCAACAGCGAAUCGUAAAAAGCUACAUAAGCACUUCAUCAGGGCCGUGAUCCAAUGGCUCCCAUUGGAGAUGGUGCUCCAAACCUCCUGCAACACGUAAAGGCAGGCCAGAGAGGCUCUCAUGGGAGGGAGAGAGGGAGGGAGAGAGAAGAGAGAGAGAGAAAUAGAGAGAGCGUACUGUGAGACAGUGAGUAGACGAGAUAAUCCAUUUCUCCGUCUCUCACUCUGCUUUUCAUUCAACCAGUCUCCUCAGCCUUCAUCUACCCAUCUGAUGUCUGAGGACGUUUCUUCUUCUGCUUUUCAGUGAUUUGGUUUCUUGUGGAGACCAAUAAAAACUUCAAAAGAAGAAGAGGGGGCUGUGAAGGAGGACAUGGCCACUUGGUUUAGCUGGAAUGAGCCGUACAGCCGGAGCCCCCGACGGGACCCGGCUGACGUGGUCACCGAGACCCUGAUGCUGGAGUUCAGCUGGCAGCUGAAGGAGACAGAGAGGCAGCAAAGAGAGAGGGAAAAUGAGUACCGGCGCCUCAAAACUGGAGUUGAUUACAGCUGGCUGGCCAGCACGCCUCGGUCGUCCUACAACAUCAGCACCGGGGAGAGGCUCGGCCUGGAGGACCUCUGCUCCAAGGUGCCGCCGACCUGCUGCGGUCUGGUCAUACUCAAGUUCAGGGAGGCAAUGCAGAUCAAUGAACCUGAAGUGCAGGAGGUGUCUGGCCUGUUUCGCUCCAUCCUCCUGGAGGCUCUGGAUCACCUGAAGGAAGAGCAGGAGGCACAGCGGCUCGCCCAUCAGUGGAACAACAGACGUGCUAUAAGCAUGUCCCUCGUGAACUUCAGGUCCCGGAUUAAGAUCAACCCGUUUGGAAGCACAGUUGGCCUGACCUCUGUGGCAGACGGGGCCGGGUUGAGCGACCUCAAAACCGUGUCAGAGGACGUAGAGAGAGGGAUGGAGAGCUCGAAGAGGGUGUGGAGCAUGCCUGACUUCAGAUAUAAAGGAACCAGUAGCAGUAAGGUUGUCUGAUAUGGGAUGUUUCUGUGGGACAAAUGUUGAUCUCCAGGACCCUCUACUGCAGUAUGUCCACUUUGCACACCAGGCGAGGCAGGAGUGAAUCCUCCUUCUCUUUUCAGUAUGAGACCAAUCAGCAUUUGAUCUGUUAACUGGUUUACCUUCACACCUGAAAGGUCAAUAACUUGAAAUCACAUCUUUUGGAUUUUAAACCGUUUUAACUUUGCAUAAGAUUAUCUUGCAGUAGUGCGUUCUGUAUUUUGUAGACAUUGGCAAUUUAGCAUUGAGGGCGGCCUGAUAGGGAUUCAUGUAAUUUAAAGACAUUCUUGACUCCUUUAUGUUGAAGGAACAAAGGAAAAAUGUGUAUUUUGUCACAAAAUGAUCGCAGAGGUGAAUAAUCUUUUAUGACUGAAUAUUUCGCAUGAGAUUGAUGGAUAUAUUUAAAAAUGUAAAUUAACUUAUCGCUAAUAGUUAAUGCUCACCAUUAACUUCAUUCAGAGGGUGAGUCAUGCUCUCCCUCUGACUGCUUUUGGUUUUCUCCCAGCAGCACACCAGGAGUCAGCACAAUAAUUCAUUCAUGGUCAGCACACUGAAAGCUUUCUUUCUGUUCUUCAUUUGUAUAAGGCCGUCAAAAAAUAAAUGAUCACAACAUGUUCCUAGACCUUUUUGAGUGAAGUAAAGUCUUUCCAGCAGUUUA